Peronospora belbahrii is the source of this 693-nucleotide messenger RNA. NCBI's taxonomy places the organism in Eukaryota, Oomycota, Peronosporomycetes, Peronosporales, Peronosporaceae. The record is from the annotation of a GenBank genome assembly.
AUGGGUGACCGCGGCGGAAUCUCUCUAUUGGUGCGCAACAUCAGUCGUCGUUUACGACCGGAGGACCUUCGGAAGGAGUUUGAGCGCUAUGGAGAAAUUCGCGAUGUCUACAUCCCGAAGGAUUUUUACACAAAGGAACCUAAGGGCUUUGCAUUUGUCGAGUUCUGUAGCGAGCGCGAAGCGGAAGAUGCUCGCCACAGUUUAGAUGGCGCUCAGAUUGAUGGUCGUGAUAUUCGUGUAGUGUUUGCUCAAGAGCGUCGUAAAUCGACGGAUCAGAUGCGUAGUCGCGAAAGGAUGGAAAAGCGUGGAAGAGGCCGUCGCUCACGCUCAAGAUCGCCGCGCCGCCGUGCUGUCCGUGACCGUUCUCGCUCUCAUGAUCGCUGGGCCUCGGCUCGCCGCUCGUCACGGUGGCGUUCUCCUGUGAAGGGCCGAUCGCGCUCUCAUUCUCGCUCGAGAUCCCGCGUCCCUUCACCGAGAGCUCGCUCUCCUUUGCUGCGCCGAUCGGCUUCUCGUGCGCCGAGGUCUCCGCGUCGACCGGUAUCUCCUCGCCGGUCGAUGUCGCCAGCUGCUCGUUCGCCGUCAUUGUCGCCUCAUUACAUUAAGGGUCGCUCUCGCUCGGCAUCUCCUCGACGAGAUGAUGGCCGCUGCCAUUCGCCGGUGGAACAUCCCCGUUACUCAAGUGACAGGGACUAA